AUGGCCGAACUUCAGACUGCAGCUCUUCUUGACGACAUUUAUACCAAUGUUGACUAUGGAAAGCAAUUCUUCGAUGCUUUCCCAUCGGAAGUCCAUGCGCCCCCACCAGAUCUAUUCGAAUCUGAACUAGAUUCCAGUCUUGCUGGAAUCGAUCCGUUUCAGUUCGAAUUGCUGGAAGUUAAUCACACCGACGCCUUCAGUCGUUUGAGGUCUGACACUCCCACGUGUGGGCCUCCCUCCUUGAUCACAGUUUCGUCGGAAUCCGCUUCGGCUUACGACUCGUUUUCCUCUUAUUCCGAGUCUAUAUACAACUACUCCAAAUCUUCGUUUGACAUUCAAAGCAACUGCUCCUUCCCUCUUGACAUGGACUUUCAACGCCUUGAGGUCGCCUCUGACUAUGGAGUGCAGCAACUCUUGGACGGUGUUGAUCCCACUUCUUUCGGUUCCAUGCCGCCAACGCCUCCUCGCAGCCCUCCUAACCACGGUGCGAAUAACGGCAAAGUCUACUCCCAACGCACUAGCUAUUCCGACUACGGUCCUUCUCGCGGUGUGGUGCCCAACGACUACUAUAAUGUUACCUACGGUUCGACCCUCACGCCCGCUACGGUAUCUCCGACGCACGUGUCACAACUACCACCUUCCGUCUCUUUGCCACAAAAUGAGGAGCUGAAGGGAGAUCCACGCAAGAAAUACAAAUGUAGUUCAUGUCCACGGGGUUUUGCUCGGGCCUACAAUCUCAAGACGCACAUGGCGACGCACGAUCCCAAUAGGGAAAAACCAUUUGUUUGCCCUCAUCGCACUUGUAGCAGGUCAUUUAGCCGUAAACAUGACCUGGGCAGACAUCUCAUCAGCAUUCAUCGCGAUGAAUCCGUUUGCUCCUCUCGUCACUCGACCUCUUCCAAGAAGUCCAUCGGAGUUGAGAAGGGGACUCGCACUUGGUGUGAAAGUUGUGGCAAGAGUUGGAUUGGCCGUGUUGGCUCAUGCAACUGCAACAAUGCGAAGUAA
This is a messenger RNA of Marasmius oreades (fairy-ring Marasmius), 1005 nucleotides long. RefSeq lists its product as uncharacterized. Bases 1 to 1005 code for a protein of 334 amino acids. The transcript is spliced from 2 exons. Gene Ontology annotation, cellular component: nucleus. The record is from RefSeq and is a predicted model, not a curated record. NCBI's taxonomy places the organism in Eukaryota, Fungi, Basidiomycota, Agaricomycetes, Agaricales, Marasmiaceae.